This is a messenger RNA of Musca domestica (house fly), 1763 nucleotides long. Its product is annotated as cytochrome b5-related protein-like. The record is from RefSeq and is a predicted model, not a curated record. Gene Ontology annotation, biological process: lipid metabolic process. The coding region runs from base 286 to 1623 and encodes 445 amino acids. The transcript is spliced from 4 exons. Lineage: Eukaryota; Metazoa; Arthropoda; Insecta; Diptera; Muscidae. Gene Ontology annotation, molecular function: heme binding. Gene Ontology annotation, cellular component: mitochondrion.
AAUUAAAUCCAGUUCUCUCAGUAUCCGCAGUGUAAACAAACAAGAAGCACACGCGGAGCCGAAAGUUGAAACAGCCGGCGAGUUUACUGUGUCGAUUAAUGAAGCUAAUCGUAUCGCAUCGUUUUGUUUUAUGACCUCAAAACACCAAGUUCAAGAUAUACCAGCCAUCAAUCCGUUGGGUGGCUUAUUGGAAUUCAAACGGCGGCGAUAGAUAGCUACCGAAAAUUGCAUUCAUUUUUUUCCGCUGCUUUUUUUUCGGAUAAAAAAAAAUAAACAAAAAACAACAUGUCUACAACCAAAGUACUUCAGAAAUCGGAAUCAUGGAAACACUCGACAAUAUCUGUAAAACCGCCUAGCUAUCGGAAGAAACCUUUGGUCACCAACCAAAGCUGGUUAAAGGGUAAACGACUGGAUGAUGGCGCCGAAGGUCUAUGGCGUAUCCACGAUAAUUUAUAUGAUUUCAACGAUUUUGUAUCAAAACAUCCGGGUGGCUCAUUUUGGUUAGAUCGUACCAAGGGCACCGAUAUUACCGAAUCCUUUGAGAGUCAUCACAUCAGAGGUGUUCCCCAGGCGAUAUUGCAAAAGUAUUUUGUACGUCAAGCCCAGCAACCGAGGAACUAUACCUUAACGCUGAAGGAAAAUGGAUUUUAUCUUACGCUAAAGCGUCGCGUUGCAGAGCAACUGAAAAAUGUCGAUCAAAGUCCCAAAGGGAAGACGCGGUUCUACCACUUGAUUCUCCUCUCUGCCACCUUGGUAUUCAUUGUACUGUCGGCACUGAUGCCUAAUAUUAUUUUCGAGGUGGCUGCAGCUCUUUCCCUGGCAUGGCUUAGCAUUUCCGCUCACAACUAUUUCCAUCAACGCGACAAUUGGCAAAUGUAUACCUUCAAUUUUACCCUGAUGAAUUUCAAUGAAUGGCGGAUUUCUCAUGCCCUGUCGCAUCAUGUCUACACAAAUUCAUUGCAUGACUUGGAAAUGUCCCUCUUUGAACCAUUCCUGUGUUGGAUUCCCAACAAGCAUAUUGCUUCUAAGGCCAGACGUAUUGUAUCCGUGAUAAUACAGCCGGUGUUCUAUUCACUUAUAUUUCCCAUUCAGUUGCUGCAGAGAACUGUCCGAUCGGUGGUUGGCAAAAAUGAGCUAUACUGGCACGAUAUUAUUGGAUUUUCCCUACCUAUUCUAAUGCUGCUCGUCUCACCGGCUCCAUCCUCAUCAACGGUCAUCCUUCAAUGGCUUCGCAUCAUUGCGAUAUCCAGCUUCAUAUUCGGUUUAAUUGGCCUGAAUGCCUCCCAUCAUACCCCGGAAAUUGUGCACGAUGGCGAUGCGCUGCGUGAAAAUCGUGAUUGGGGUCUUUAUCAAGUCGACACAAUCAUUGAUCGGGGUGAUAUUAAAAAUUCUCAUUUUAUGUGCCUCACCCAUUUCGGGGAGCAUUGUCUGCAUCAUUUAUUCCCAACCCUGGAUCAUGGUGUAUUGCCACAGCUGUAUCCGAUACUUAUGAAAACUCUCUCGGAAUUCAAAAGUGAAUUGAGAGAAAUAACAUUUUUGGAUCACAUCAUUGGACAGAAUCAACAGUUACUGAGGACCAAAGCUAAUCCCAUACCUGUGGACCAAAGAAAAUUAAAGAAGUAAUAGUUUUUUAUUAUCGAUUUAAUGAUUGUUUUUGUAAAUAGUUUAUUUAAGGCGUUUUUAUACAAAGUCAUUGUGAUUUGAAGAAAUUUUAUUUAUAUGCACAUACACACACAUACAUAUGUUUGUUUGAAAAAUUCACU